Molecule: messenger RNA, 2988 nt
Organism: Prorocentrum cordatum
Lineage: Eukaryota; Dinophyceae; Prorocentrales; Prorocentraceae
Source: the annotation of a GenBank genome assembly
UACUUCGACAAGGACGCCUGCAUGAAAUGCUACCUCUACUGGAAGCGCCACCACGGCUACAUCCCGAGGGUAGAUGCCUCGAAGAUGUACCGAGAGGACGAUAGCUUCAAGGAGUGCUGGAACAACGGCAUGAAGGUGACAUCCAACAAGAGGUUCCGCGUCGUGUACCGCGCGUCUUUCCUCCCCCUCGAGCUUGGCGAGUGCAAGGGCAAGUUCGGCGUCUCCCCCCACGCGCUCAAAGUGAAACCCACGAGCGCCACUGACCUCGAUGGCAAGGCUCGGAGCGUCUACCUGGUGGGGAACCCAGCGAGGCCAGACGUGGAGAUGGACAUUGAGAGGGUCGAAGAGGUGACCAAGAAAGACGGCGUCUGGAAGACCAGGGCUGUGUUCGAGAAUGAGGCCAGCAGGUUCUACGACAACGAGACGGAGAGGGUUCGCGACGAGAGCGCGCUUGGCUUCGCGAAAGCGCUCACCGAGGAGGAGAUCAGGCCAGGUGGGCCUGAUGGGGGCGGUUGCCUCGAGCCUGAGGCCUCCAACGCGCGCCAUUUCCUGUCGGAUCUCUCCGUGGAUCUCAGGUCGGCGGCGCCGCCGGCGGGCCUGACCACUCUUGCCAAGGGUGCCGAGAGCGACGCCGCAUCAGUGCUGGGCGGGGGCAGUCAGUUUUGUCGCAAAGCAUCCUUUCAGCGCGGCCCCUCUUCCGUCUACGGCGCCUACGGGACAGGCGAGGAUCUCGACGACGGCCCGCCCGCCAGGAACGCCAGGGAACACGUGGCGAAGCUGAGCAUCUGGGCCAUCCUGGACCACAAGAAGAAGGGCACCCAGAUGCAGAACGCCAGGGAGUUCCUGCAGAAGGAGCCUGACGCACCCGACGCUGAUAUGCUGCAGGAGAGGAUAGAGUUGGCGGCCAAGUGCACGCAGUUUCAUCGCGGCGGCGUCUUCGAGGUCAGCCUCACGGGUGACAACAAGACCUGCGAGGACUUGCUCAACUCUGGACAAGGGAUCCCAGCGGUUGCCAAGCAGUACAUCCUCGACAGGCGCGUCAAGAUCUGGCAGGAGGACCCAGAUAGCUACAACAAGAUUGACGAGAUCAUGGACAUCGUGUUCCCUUGGGACAGGGCGAUGGCGAAGGACAAAUCCUCGGAGAAAGAGAAAGGUGAAAUGGGGCCCUUCGCGUGUACGUAUGGCCCGACGAACCCCAAAGUGCGUGCCUUGGACAUCUCCGAGUCGGAGAAAGCUCUGAAGUUCGGUGAGACCGUAGUUAAGGUCAUACUGGCGCCGAUGCUUAAGAUCGGCCAGAGCGGCACGGAGCAGGUGAUCAACUUCUCCAAGGGCUUCCCGGCCCACUUGCUGAACAUGCCAGGCGAUUGCGCGGAAGAGACAUUGGCCAACGUGGUCACCGAGCUGCUCACGUGCUUCAGGGGGAUCCUGGUGAUGAUGUUCCAGACGGUGGACGGCGGCGGGUCCCGCGAUGACUUCGCGGACCUGGCGACGCCGCCGAAGCAGUGCACCUUAGCCCAAUCGCCGGCCGUAACCAUCCGCUCACAGCCAUACUGGAAUGGUCAGAAGGCUAACUACCUGAAAUACAGAAAGCCUCGCGAGAGGGCUGAGCCCCGCCUCCAGGAGAUCAAGACCGCAUUGGCACCAGGUGCAGCGGCCGUACCUUUGGACACGUUGAAGGCGUACAUGGAGAGCAUCUACAUGCUGAAGGGCGAGCUGCCUGAGGACGCGUUCGAUGGCAUCAUGGGUCCGCUGAAGGACUGCGCACUGCACAACCUUGCACUCAUUCACGACAAGCUGAGCUCUGCAGAUGGGCCGUUGGACGCCCUGAGCGCGUAUGCCGAAUUCAAGCAUGCCAUGGAGGACGUGCGGGAUAGGAGAGCGGGGGUUGCGAAUGAGACGUUGCUGAUGGAUCUGAAGGCGGCGUGCGAAGCCGCCGAGGCGGUGACCAGCUUCGAGGCACUCGUGGCCAAACAGGACGCGUUGGGAUUAUCGCUGUCGGCCGCGAAAGGGCUGCGCGAGUGCCCGAAGCUCAGCGCGCUGGGCGUGGACUUAGCCACCCUCGCGAUGGUCGACGGCAUCGUCGCGUCCCUCUGUGGCCCUGACGGCUUCGCGGAUGCCGCUUGCAGCAAGUUGAUGGUCACCAGCCUGCGCAUGCUGAAGCCGUGGGUUCCAGCGAGCACCCAUUCCAUGAAGGGCGUCUCCGUCAGCUCAUUCCUCGAGGUGUUCGGCGAGGCGCUCGACCUGGGCGAGCGUCGCCGUGCGACUGAAGUGAAGCACGGGAGCUUGGUCGAGGACCUCGCGAAUAAGAUCCCGCUGGAGGAUGUGAAGGAGAUGUUCGCGCUCGUCGGCCCCUUCAACACGAAGCUCGACGCAUUGGACGAGCAAUUGACGCAGAAAGGCGCCGCCAUCAACGCUGCUGGCAUCCACGUGUCUUUGCCGAGCAUGCGUGCGCUCAUCAGUGGCAUCGUCGACCAGAAGCUGGACCACAACAAGAUCAAGAUCGAGGACUACUCAGGCGACGCUGAGGUUUUGACGACUUGGGCAGGCGGCUGCAACGGUAAGAUCUGGUCGGAGAAGCUCAAGCCUGAUGUCAAGAACGCGCUUGUUGCUACGAAAGCGCGCUGCGACAAGACGCUCUGGAACAUUCCAGCCAAGAUGCUGGUGGACCUCGCGGCUCAGGUGGAAGAGAAGUGGCGUCAGUUGAAGGAGAGGAAGACGAUCCUCGAGGUGGGCCGUUCGCAGACCGUGUUCCCACCGUAUCAGUUCGUGGUCGAUGCGGUCAACGUUGUGCAGAGGGCGCUUGCGACGAUCUUUGAGGGCAAGGUCAUCGUUUCCGCCGAUGCGUUGAAAGACAACCUGGUGCAGAUGAAAGCAGCGAUCGGCGGCUACAAGAAGAAGGCUUCGACUUACGAUCUGUGGGAUGACAAGCCGUUCCAGAUAUGGGCGAAGGCGGUUCCAGCGGUUUUGGAGAUAGAGAAAAAGGCCAUG